Molecule: messenger RNA, 1991 nt
Organism: Argentina anserina (silverweed cinquefoil)
Lineage: Eukaryota; Viridiplantae; Streptophyta; Magnoliopsida; Rosales; Rosaceae
Product: transcription factor GTE9-like
Exons: 2
Coding region: 141-986 (281 amino acids)
Source: RefSeq, a predicted model, not a curated record
GAUCUUAGGGUUUUCGGGAUCCGUUCAAAUUUGGGUAUUUGAGUAGUACGGCACUGACUAGUGCGAGUUUUUUUGUUUGAUUUGUUUGUGAAGUUAAUUGCUCUUUUUUUUUGGUGUAGUUGGUGUUAGUGUUCAUCAAAAUGAUGGCCACCCAAACAAUGUUAUCGGGCAACAGCAAGUUAGAGAUCAAAUUUUCGUGCAAAAGAGUCGGAUUUGAUCCCCGAAAUGUAGUUGCCCAAUCAUCAGGGGAUGUUGAGGCUCCAAGAGGGAAGAAGGUGAAGAUGGUUGGUAAAGUGACGAGUCAGUCUCCAACUAUUCAGACUGGCUUUGGUGCCAAUGCGGCCGCCAAAACAGUGAAUAACUCCUCUGUUGUGAUAGCUUCUAAGAAGAGGUCUGUAAGUCUUCUGGAUGAGGAAACCGUAUGUCCCAGUUCUGUCCCGAAUGCUGCUUCUAUCUCCAGUGUUCCAUUUUCACCCAAGAAGGCCCUCCAUGUUGCAAUGCUGAAGAGCCGCUUUGCCGAUACUUUUUUGAAAGCUGAACAGAAAUAUCUUGAUCGAGGUAAUAUGAGUGAUCCCCUGAAGAUGCAACAAGAAAAGGCCAAGUUGGAGCGCAAGUACCGUCUAGGGAAGGCGAAAAUUGACGCUGAAUUGAGAGCAGCGGAAGCUGCUGUACAAAGGCAGGCGGAGGUUGAAUUGAAGAGGCUACAAGAAAGAGAAAGAGCUGUACGGGGGCAGGCUGAGCUUGAAUUGAAGGAGCAGAGAGAAAAAGAAAGAGGAGAAGCCCGUGUUGCUCUUGAAAAGAUGGAGAGGACUUUUUUGUUUGAGGAUAAUUGCUAUAUUUUGGAGGAACUUAAGAAAUUAGCCGGAUAUCGCGGUGGCUCUUGGGGCUGGCACUUUCAAUCACCUCUGGAGCAAUUGGGUUUAUUCAUCAAGGAUGAGUAUGAAUUGGAGGAAGGGGAGAUAUUUUUGAGGGAAAGAGACCACUGAAACUUUUGUGCUAAGGUGCUGAGGGGUGACUUUUGAUGGCUUUUGAGGUGCUAAGGUGCUAUUUGGUUUCUCUAAAUGUGAUCGGCUGUUCAUUCCCUACUAUCUUCCUGCUUAGCCCUUCCUUCCAACUUCGGUACAUGUUUUGAGUUCUGCCUUUAUGAUUGACCUCCCUAUAUAAUGCAGUCCAAGUGAAGGUAUUGAUACGGUGUCUGAUUCAUAGUUGGAACAAGGUACUUAGCUUAAAUUUUCCCGAUGAUUUCUUAUUGUGUUUUAUGUGCCUGAUCUAGGAUGUGGUUUGGUUACACAAGUGAUAAGUCAAUUGAGUUUUUAAAGUAGGCAGGUAGUUUUGGGUAACAUGAGCUCUUGACUGAAGGUCUCUUAGCAUUUUGGGUUGUGCUUGGUAGUUCUACGGAUGCUGAAAAUCGUUAACCAGGUAUUGUUAGGUAACAUGUGUGGGAAGCAAUUAAGGUUUGUUAAGUCAUUUACAUUUAUGUAUUACGACAUUUUAAGGUUUGUGUUGUUUCUGCUAUUUUUUACGGGCUUUUACAUAUGAUUUUACCUUUGGUAUUUCAAUUGAAGUGAAAGUAGAGAUGUUCUCAAGCUGUCAGGUACCAUUGGAUCCUUCAAUAUUGAAGGAAUUGGAGGUCUGAUUUCAACAGGAACUUGAUUUUACUGGAAACCAGUAUUACUGGCUUCUUUUUGAUGUAGUGAAUAAAACACUAGUUAUUGGAGGUCAUACGCCUACUUCUCAAGGGCCCUUUCCUUCAGUGACUCCAAGCACCAUCCCAUGCCGAAAGGGCAGCGACUCCUACAAGAUGUGUGGACAAGAAUGAUGAGCUUUAGGCCAGAUCUGGUCCAGUCAUUGGAUGUUGUGGCACUCAAAUCAUGAGCUUUAGGCCAGAGCUGGUCUAAUGCCAUACUUGGAUUUCACUUCAUUGGGAAACCGAGUGAGGAUUUGGUCUUUGAAGAACUAAUAGAUGAAGUUAUCUGUAGGUGAUAUGAGAC